CACGCCGAGGUCCGAGCCAGCGUAGUAAACACACUUCAGAAACGUGAGGUGCCGGUGGUCACGUGGGGCGCAUGCCGCCCAAUGAGAGGCCGGGGGCGGGGCGGAGGCCGCUGACGCGGCGGAGUCACCCGGGCAGCCUCGGGACCGGUGACCGGCCGGCGAGCGUCCCGCGGCCUGGAGCUCUAGCCCGCGAGAUCCGAGCUCGCUGCCCACUCUGGGGCGCACAGGCCGCGUCGCGCGGAGGCCGCGUGAGCUCGUGUCCGUCCGUGGAGGCCGCCUUGGGCGCGCCACGGUCUCCUGGCGGGCCGCCUCGGUUGGGCGAGGUUUCCGUGACGUGCCUCCCGGGGCUGCUGCGACCAGCUCGGGCCGUCGUGGUGGCUCGGGCCCCGCGCGCUCGCUUGCACUCCGGGGGUCUCAGGCCCUGGAAGGUAUGCGUGUCCUCCGGACGCCGGGCGCGGGCUCCUGAAGGACGUCGCGCGUGGAUCCCGGCGCCUCGGCAGCCUCCAUUCAUCUGCCAGCUGCGCGCUCGCCGCCUCCGCGCCCCGCCUCGGCGUCGCCUCCUCCCGUCCCCUCUCUGCAGCCCUUUCCCGACUCCUCGGGUGAGGAGGUUCUCCUGGAAGCGCAGGUGUCGGUUAUGAGCCGGGCUUCCCUCCCUUGAAGCUCU
Mastomys coucha (southern multimammate mouse) is the source of this 664-nucleotide messenger RNA. RefSeq lists its product as uncharacterized. Lineage: Eukaryota; Metazoa; Chordata; Mammalia; Rodentia; Muridae. The record is from RefSeq and is a predicted model, not a curated record. The coding region runs from base 72 to 638 and encodes 188 amino acids. The transcript has a single exon.